This is a messenger RNA of Rhipicephalus microplus (southern cattle tick), 8018 nucleotides long. It is a transcript of the gene Wdr81, whose product is annotated as WD repeat domain 81. NCBI's taxonomy places the organism in Eukaryota, Metazoa, Arthropoda, Arachnida, Ixodida, Ixodidae. Gene Ontology annotation, molecular function: phosphatidylinositol 3-kinase regulator activity; protein binding. Gene Ontology annotation, cellular component: mitochondrion. Gene Ontology annotation, biological process: aggrephagy. The record is from RefSeq and is a predicted model, not a curated record.
UCGCAUCUUCAAGGAUGGAGGGAUGGCUCUCCGGUAGGAGCGGCUGUGUUAUGUUUCCGUAACGUGUUCCAUAAUUAAUGCGUGGAGACAGUUAUUUCAUCCGCUUUUAACGCUCGUCAGAUAGUUGAAUGAGGCGACCGACAGAGCUUGCGUGUGGUGAGAAAAGCCGCUCGACAGAAACGCGACCGCAAGUGUUUAUUCACUGAAGCGUAAACAAACCAAAACAGCUGCCGCCGUGUUGUGUUCUUUGAAAGUGGGUCCACUGGAUCUCAUUCAUUUGCGAGUGUCAUGCGAGCGUUGGCCAGGAGCUAGGCGAUGGACCUCAAGGCAAUCCUGAGAGAAACUGUCGGCGUUCGACCGAGUCACGUAAGAACUGUCGGAGCCGAUAGAGCAACUUGCCUCGUGCACAAGGAAUGGCUAAACCUUCUGGUGAAGGGGAAGACGGUGCCACGCUCGUUCGUGCACCAGGAUGACCUGACUGACGUAGAAUGCGAGAUUCUGGUGCACGAGACUCCUCCAACCAUGGCCAAAGACUUUGCCUUCAUUACCGUGAUCAGAAUCGUCAAGAUGGACAACAGAUAUGUGUCUCUUCGCUUGAAAGAGCCCUGGAGUCGGUCACAUGACAUGGGUUACUUGGAGCUCAUCCGGUACGUCUCGGAGACCAACUAUCGCAACAUCUGGAAGGAGGCGAACAGUUCCAGCUCCAAGACCGCCGACAAAGAGAAUGAAAACUUUGUCAAGCUCAAACCGUUCAAGGAUUACAACAGUGCCGUUCGGGAAAUCAUCAGUCGUCUCUAUGCCUGUCCAAUAAUAUGUGUCGAAGGGGGGGAACAACAUGAAAAUCCGGAAGGGGCCGAGCCAGCUCCUCUGCACCCGCACCUCGUUCCCGCUUACUGUGCCCUCGAGACGGCAUCUGAGUUCCUCCUGUUCCUGGAGUUCCGGCAGCACACUGUCGAGCACUGUGGCAUGUUCAGCGCAUCCGCGCUCGUCGGCUCGCGGCUGCUCUUUGUGGUGUAUCAGUUGCUGCGAGUGUUGCGCUACGUCCACGAUCUAGGCCUGCCCCUUGGACCAUUGACGCUCGCGGACUUGAGUCUGGACCACCGCUUCUGGCUGCAAGCGACGCCGCCCUGGUGGCUGGCGCUGCAAGCUGACUCGUGGGUAGAGUCUUCACUGACCGGCCAGCUGCCCGCCAUGAGGAGCUCGGGCUCACGCCGGGUGUCUCGCAUUACGCCCUCGGUGUGCGUCCAAGAGGAAGAGAAGGUCGAGCCCCUCCCACCACUCAACAAGCUCGUCGACAUGUGGGUCCGGGGCAAGCUUAGUAACUUUGACUACCUCAUGGCACUCAACCAGUUGUGUGGCCGGACUGGUGUGAAUCCCCAGCACCACCCAGUGCUGCCCUGGGUGCGGGACUUGUCACAACCGGAGGGUGGCUGGCGGGACCUGAGCAAGUCCAAGCUGCGGCUAACGAGGGGCGACGACCAUCUAGAUGCAACCUACGGUUCGGCCAUGCACUCGCAGUCGGCCCAGCCUCAGGGCUACCUUCCCAUAGACAGAGUGGUUCAGGUGCCACAUCAUUUGUCUGAACUGCUUGCGGACAUCACGUACUACGUGUACUUUGCGAGGCGUCUGCCUCGGAGUAUCCUCUGCAAGCAUGUCCGGCACAAGUGGGUUCCUGCCGAAUACCCGGCAUCCAUACAACGGCUGCAGGAGUGGACGGUAGACGAGUGCAUCCCGGAGUUCUUCACUGACCCGUCCAUCUUUGAGUCUAUCCACGAUGACCUGGAAGACCUCGGAGUGCCCAACUGGUGCUCAAGUCCUGAAGACUUUGUACGGAAACACAUGGCCAUGCUUGAAAGCGAGCGUGUCUCCGAGCACCUUCAUCACUGGAUUGACAUCACUUUCGGCUACAAGCUUACGGGACAGGCAGCCAUUAAAAGCAAGAACGUGUGCCGGCCCCUGGUGGACGGCCACACAACGCUGCACAGCUGCGGCAUGGUCCAGCUCUUCACAACACCGCACCCGCACCGGGCGGCGUCCAGCCUCUAUCUGUCGCGCUGCUCCGCACCCAAGACAUUUCGUUUCCAGCAUAGCAGCACCGCCACAGCACUGGGGUCUCCCCAAACACGGGCACUGUCAAGUUCGGUGUCGUCCCGACGGAAGAGCCGGCAGGAGGCUGUUGACAAGGAGCUCAGUCUUCCAGAUGCCAAGGAAGGGGGUGAUGAAGAUGCUACGGCCGAAGCGGGCCAGGGCAAACGGAAGCCAUCGACGCUUGUCAAGUCGAGGUCAGUCGGCCAGCAGUUGGCUUCGACCACAGGCAGUUCCGUUCCGGCUGAGACGCAGGUAAUCGUCCUCCCCAAGGACUACUCGCCUCUGUCCAAGCUGCAGCAGCUGGAGUCUUUGUGCAACUUCUGCCUGCACCACCCUCCCCACAGCCUGCCUCCCUCCAUCAGUCUUGCCUCAGGCACUCAGUCGGGCAACGACGAACAAGACGGGAGCUUUCCUAGACGUCGCAGCCAGACCUCGCAUGCCGCCGACAUGUACCUGCUGGGCUGCCUGCUUGUCGAAAUGUCUAUUUUCUCGCCAACUUCACCACAUUCCUCGAGAGAUCUUGCCGAGCGGUACACCCACGCUCUGCAGGUGCUCAAGAUCCAGCCCUCGAAGCUGCCUAGGUCUCUUCACAAUGCGGUCCAAGUUCUGCUCCAGACGGAGAAACCGGUCCCCAUUCCGGCGAUCAAGGGAAAGGAGCCAGCAAUCGGUCGUGUCGAGUGGCGUUACCCCUGCGUCUGCGACGGCGGGUUGCCUCCUCCGUCUGCUCACCAGCUACUUCAGCCGUUGCUGUCGACCGUCCCGUUUCCGACCUACUAUCCAGCUCUCUACGACUUCCUCACCAAGCUGGAUGCGCAGCCGACAGCGCCUGAAAAGGUGUACUUCGUGGCCCGCGAGCUGCCCCCGCUACUCACUCAGCUGAGCCAGGUCGAUCUUGACCUCGUCAUGAACCACCUGAGUGAUCUCUUCUCGAGCCCUGACUCCUCUCUGCUGGCUGUGUGGCAGUUGUUUGACCUUGUGGGGCUUGCCCUGGGGCCAAAGGUGCUGGCCGAACGCCUCCUGACCGUGCUCAUCAACCUUCUCUCCACUGACCAGCCGACUGUGCGGCACUUCCGGCUUUUCCACCGCUCGUUCUUGCUCAAGUUGCAGGUACGUCUUGGAAUGCGAACCUUCCUGCACUGUUUUAUCACACUUCUGGUCGAAGCCGUGGGAGGUUAUCGCGACAACAGUGCACCCCAGAUAGUAGAUCCUGAGAAUCCGAGUGCGGCCGUUCGAAAAGGAUCACAUCUGGACAGCGCGGAACUCGACCCACUCCGCCCGUCCGGUGCGACCGCAUCGCGAGAGGCAUCGCCGAUGCGUACCGGCCAUCGAAGUUCUUCUUCUGAGCGGGACAUGCCGUCUGCUUCUCCAGAGCCGGCCACAUUCGGGGAGCCAGAGAUGUUCGAGCUCGAUCAAGACCAGGAAGUGGAGCAGUCUGCUUCGUAUUCGUACGAGAGAAAGGACACAACGUUUCCCGAAAUUAUGACUUGGCCACCUUCGGCUGAAAAGGAAGAACAAACCACUGGGAAUCCACCCGACCGGCUGGAAUCUGAAGGGCCUGACUCAUCACCGCAGAUAUCGUCAAUCCCUGUUAUACCAGUGACUGAGACGUAUGAGGUGACUCCCCCGGAAGCGGCUGACAGCGGUGGCUGCAGCCUCAGUGACAUAGCCUCGGAGAGUGUCGUGUGGCUCGCGCAUCGGCUGGGCCCAGUUCUGACGGCCAAGCACCUCAGUAGGAACCUACUGCGCAUGCUGACGCUCUGCUACAUGGGGCCCCAGCAACUGAGCCCAGCCAAGGGAGCGCUGCUCGAGGGCGAUGUGAGCCUUUUCGAACAAGGUGUAGUUGGCGACCAGACUGCCGCAAAGGUUCUGGAAACGCUCUCCAACUUGGCGAUGCUUUACGGGGAGAGUUUCAUUACACGCCAGUACCUGCCCCAUGCUGUUGAGCUGUUGUGCAUGUGCAAGAGACACCUGACUGACAACCUAGAAGCCGGUCUCAUCGGAGCUGUAACAAUGGUCAAGCACGUGCUCCCGUUCCUGUCCGACACGACGCUCAUGAGUCAACUUCAGGAAGUGGUGCUGAAGAACAUACUGUACCCCCUGGUGCAACUGGCCUCGUCUCUCCAGCACUGCUUUCCGCGAGGUGUAGUCAGCCGCCAGGUCCUGACGCGAAAGAUAGCUGACACGCUGUACCUCGUCGGCCUGCGCAUCGGCUUCCAGAUGUCCCGACGGCAUCUGUCAGUGCUCCUGCGCCGCUUUUUUGCGUCCUUCAACCGCGCCUUCCCACCAGCGGGUGGGGUGUCAUCAGUGCAGAGCCUGACACAGGUCCCUGCGCCUAGUGACAAAGCUGUUGCAUUGGCUCAUCGUCGUAGGUUGCACCAUUCAAUAAUGCUUUCCAUGGAAGUGGUGCUGAAGAACAUACUGUACCCCCUGGUGCAACUGGCCUCGUCUCUCCAGCACUGCUUUCCGCGAGGUGUCGUCAGCCGCCAGGUCCUGACGCGAAAGAUAGCUGACACGCUGUACCUCGUCGGCCUGCGCAUCGGCUUCCAGAUGUCCCGACGGCAUCUGUCAGUGCUUCUGCGACGCUUUUUUGCGUCCUUCAACCGCGCCUUCCCACCAGCGGGUGGGGUGUCAGCAGUGCAGAGCCUGACACAGGUUCCUGCGCCUAGUGACAAAGAAGAGCUGCUGUCCCGAUCGUUUGAGGAUUAUCUCCCCAUCAAGCGGGAGGCCGGUGGCCAGGAAUUGAAGAUCGGCACUCCAGUCAAGUUGUCGUCCGUGCUCCGGUGCCGAGGUUCGCCGCCCUACCCCCUCACACCUCCCCACGAUGAACGAGAAGGGGACGAACGCAACAUACCAGAGCGUGCCCUCGAGGAGGUUAAGCAGGUGUUCACUGCAGAGCUUGCUUUUAUGACCUUCAUUCCACUGUGCAAACUGGCUGGCGGUAUUUACAUGGAGCAGACACUGACCAACCACGAGUUGAUCCUGGAGCUGUGUGCCGCUCACGACUCGGCUCUUGCCAUGAGUGAAUCUGGAGCCGAUGCAGGAAGUGGUCCCCGGAAAUUUAGAAAGGGCCACUACCGAAUGCCCUCUGCAGGUCAAGAAGAAGCCAUUGUGAGCGGGGAGUUUGGAAAAAAUGUGGCCAUGGUUGGAAACCGAAUCGAUGUACAGCUUGGCGAGGAGAGCCACCUGGUGACGGCUGGUGAGCUUCCAGACGCGGCGCCCAAAUACGACAUCAACUUGCUGAUGAGAAAAAUGACCAAUGGCCAGCGCCACCUGAAGGGCAGCUGGCUGGCCUAUUGGGAGCACGAGAUUGGUGUCAGCCUCGUCAAGGACAGCCACUUCGACUUCAAGCAGAUCCGGCUGCAGACUUUCGCCGGUCACACGGGCAGCGUGCGGUCCCUCGAAGUCCUCGAGAAUGAGAACUCAUUCCUGUCGGGCAGUCGUGACCGAACGGUGAAGCUGUGGUCGCUUCGCAGCUGCGGUGACGGUUCGACGGUCGUGGCACCCCAGUGGACCUAUCCGCACCACCGCAAGUCGAUUGCCUCGAUCGCCUUCCUACCAUCGCUCAGGCUGGUGGGAUCCAGCGACCAUGGUGUGCAUAUCUGGGAUCCCUUCAUGGGGUCGUGUUUGAAGCAGUUCGACACCAGCAAGACGCAGCCGGUCACGGUGUUGCUCGCCAUGCCAUCUCCGAGCACAACAUUCCUCGCUGCCACAUCAAAUUCAACUGUUCGUUUCCUGGAUGCCCGCGCCAUGCGCUACACGCACGAGCUGAGGGUCUCGCUUGGCUCUGCCGGUGUCAUCCGAUCCCUGGCCGUCAGUCCUAGCGGGAACUGGUUGGCAGUGGGGCACAGCUCUGGAGUGCUGUCGGUCCUGGACGUCAGGACCGGUUUCAUGCUGGGCUCUUGGGUGGCCCACGACGGUGAAAUCCUACAGACCAAGGCUUUCAAUGAUGCAUAUUUCAUUUCGUCAUCGCUGGACCACUCUAUUUCAGUCUGGAAUGCUGUGGAUACAAAGUUGCACCACAACUUGAAGGGAGCAACAGAGCCUGUAACUUGUCUAGGCAUUCACAAUGCCGGCAUUGUGUCAGGGACCACUGCCAAUAAGAUCAAUGUGCACACAACCAUUGAUGAAAAGGCUGCCUUCACGAGCACAAAACUUCGGUCGGAAACAUUCCGUGGUGUCAUCGCUUCGAUGGCUGUCUUGCCUCUGAAUCGCCUUUUACUACUUGGUGCUGACAAUGGCAGCAUCUCCCUGCUCUGCUGAUGUGACUUUAUGCUGGCUUUGUUUUAGCAGGCAGGACUACCAUGAUGUGCCCAUGCUUGCAUUUUUCAUUGGAGGGGUCUUCUGUCCCGCAUUGAAAUCGGUCGAGAGAUGACGACGUGCGUCUGCGAUCAAUGCGUUCAUAGCCUUGUUUUUUUUUUUUUUUUUAGAUGUUCUUGCCCAGAUGCUCCACACUGCGUUAGGAACCAAGGGAGCUGGCCUCAUGCUCCCAUGCCUUUUACAGUCAUUGCUAGAGUGUGAACAACUCUCCAAGCUCACUGAUGCUGUUUCCGUGCUCGCUUCCUUUGUGACAUGCGAGGAAAGCUGACGUAAUUUUAACCAUACCAACACAGAACGACUGAGCAUACAGGGCUAUUGGUGACCGUCUAGGGACCAGGUUCGCAUACCCAUAAAAUGCUUUGUUGCAUCAUUGUCACAUCAUCAGCAUUUGCAAUGAGAAGACAUUUUGCUUGACAUGCUCUCCUCAGAAAUAGGAUGACUGGCAGAGCUAGUAGCAUUACCAAUAUCAUGGGUGCGUCAUUUGUAAGGAGAACCUGACAAUUAAAUGCCAUCUGAUGACAGUUGCCAAUACUUUGGCAGUGACGUGGCAUCGCGAUCGACGGCUGUGAGAAACAGGACUAAGUGACGCCCUAGUUUCCACACCCUAGUGAUCGCAUAGCCUCUUGAAGCAUACAACUUACUGUGGUGUGGAUUCCUGGUGUUGAUGUCGUGUUACGUCCCUUUUAGUGUCAAUCGGCCGUCACCAAGGAAUCAUUGUGUAAAUCUUGAUGACAGUGGUGGUAGUAGUUCCAUUUUCUGUGUACUUUCUAUUGUCUGGUGAAAUGUUUACAUUUUCGUUACGAGUGCUCUGCCUAGGUGCUAAUUGUGAUAGUCUGCCAAGUUGUCCGGUCACUUGGAACCAAAAAAAAAAAAAAAUUCAUCCACUGGGGUCGAUGACUUCAUGUAGAGCCACGGUGUGUACUUCAUUGUGGAAUUGACAAUAGGUGCCAUUGGCUCGACACACCAAACAGCGUAUUAGUACUUUUUUGGUACUAGCGAUCUCUUGGCAAGAUUGCAUUAAUGUAUUGGAAAUAACUGUGAUCCCAUAAAAGGCUUGCCAUUGUUUCACAAUUGGUUAGUGGUUCGGUGCUUCGCAAUACUUAUAGCAUGAUUUUGCAUGGAAUUUAGCAAAGUGUUGUGAAUACUACACAAUUCCUACAGUUUCAUCUAUUUCUGCAGAACGUAGACUUAAGAUUCUACAUUUGUGUAACUUACGGCGUGUAGAUUGUGGCUUUUAUAUGCAAAAAUUCAUUCCUUCUGAGGGCAUUUUUUUCUAUCAUAGAGUUUCUACCAGAUUUAUUUUGUUAUUUUUUAAACACCCUUUUGUCCUUUUUGUGUCAGAGGCUGUUUAUUUGUGAUAUAGUUUCUUAAAUUUGUAAUUUAUUAGCCUAGUUAUUGACUUCAUGAGUACUUAUCUCCGAGUGUUAAUAGGUUUCUGCCGCUAAAAAUUGUUUGCACCAAAGAUAUGCAGUAUUUAUUUUUGUCAUGUUUCUUCCAGUCUUUCAAAAUAUUCUUGGUGAUACCUUAGAGGAUGUGAUCAAUUUCUUUUGCUUUCCUAUACUUCGAGCUUACUUGAAAUAAAGUGUACAUAGAUUAAAAGCAACUAUGGAAAA